AUGAACAAAUAUAAAACCAAAAAGAAAAGGUGUGCGAGCUGCAGGCGGCUCAAGAUAAAAUGUGACGGUGCUCUUCCUUGUGAGUACUGCAAUGCUACCAACCGUCAAUGUAAUUAUGACUUAUUUCCAUCUACCACUAUAGCUCAAACGAACUCGUCUUCCACCGAAACUAUUGUAUGGACUCACCAAACGUCGCUAAACUCACCCCCACGCCACAUGGGAAUCACACCGUUCCAGUACCGGCUUAUCAUGUAUUUUCAUGAAGGCUUGUUACCAGAAAAAGUCAAAGAACAACCCGUGCAAGAAAUGUGGCAGACCCAGGUUCCACGACUAUUCCACGAAUCCUCAGUAGUCCAAAAUAGCAUUUACUCACUCUCCACGUUGUGUCUUCUAGGCCGUUGUGAUUUGUCCCGGUGGAUAGAUCCUGAAAAUGUUAAUUUGGAUACCGGUUUUUUCCCUGAACCUAUUCAUGAUUUGAACAGUUUUCGGCGAUUCCUUCAAACUUCUGUUAGCCAUUUCUACAUGAAAAUGCUCGCAGAUACGUUUUCCAUCGUCGACAAGCUUAUCUCUCGAGAAAAAGUGUUGAAUACUGUCCAUGAAGCAGCUGAGGUUGUAUUUUCGGGAGCAAUGCUCUUUUCAUUUUUGGUAUUGCAAACGGAAAAAAUCGUUCCUCUUCUCAAUUCAGACCCAAACCAACCAGAUUUGAUAUCUAUGAGCUUUGGUAUGCGAGAAUCCAUGGUUUUAUGCUUUCCUCUCUUAUACCAAUCGCAGUACUCUGCCCUAUUUCAUAACGAUUUCCUUGCCAAUUCUGACGAAAAACACGAGUUUCCGUUUAUUACGUUUCUUCACAACCACCUUACUCAAUUGCAUGAAUUAGAACUGAUUUCUUCUACCAAAUUUUCCCAUUAUGAAGAAACGCUCAAAACCUUGAAUAAACUUUUCGCAGCCGCAGCCAAACAAAAGUCGUCGUCUAUUUUCUACAAAUGGAUUUUUUUCCACGACGCCGAAGUUUAUCGCUACAUGCGUGUGGAGCACGAUAAAUUUGCAUUGAAGCUUCUUUAUGCAUACAGCUGUUUGAACAUUUUCUGCAAGUUUUAUUUCCACCGAUAUUGCAACCUCUGGAUCGAUUACAUCGAAUGGUAUAAAACCCAAAGCAUGGCCACUGGAGGAUGGGAGGACUGGUUUGACGAGCUGCUUUAUGAGCUUGUUUACUCAGAAUUUUUAUUUGCUGAUGAUAAUUACGCCAUACUAUAUAGGUUUCCUGACAGCUGCAAGACAUUGCAAUACGCAGGUCGACCGUUAUAG
Meyerozyma guilliermondii ATCC 6260 is the source of this 1305-nucleotide messenger RNA. RefSeq names its product Zn(II)2Cys6 transcription factor domain-containing protein. Gene Ontology annotation, molecular function: DNA-binding transcription factor activity, RNA polymerase II-specific; zinc ion binding. Gene Ontology annotation, biological process: regulation of transcription by RNA polymerase II. Lineage: Eukaryota; Fungi; Ascomycota; Pichiomycetes; Serinales; Debaryomycetaceae. The transcript has a single exon. Bases 1 to 1305 code for a protein of 434 amino acids. The record is from RefSeq and is a predicted model, not a curated record.